UUCCUUCCUUCUCAAUGUUUUCAUUGAUACUCAACGGAAGAAAGUCACACGAGUUACAUCAAUGGAGGAACUUGUUAUCUCCAUUUCUUCCUCCUUUCGCAAAUCCCUUCUCUUCUGCCACCACAUCAGAUCUAACCCCUGAAGAAGACCAAAAACAAAAGACUUUCACAGUCUCUUACCUAAUCAACUCCUUAGGCCUAACUCCAAAACUCGCCGAAUCAAUCUCAACCAAAGCCAACUUCACCGACAAACAAAACCCAGACUCUGUCCUAAAACUCCUAAGAAGCUACGGAUUCACAGACCCACAAAUCUCAACCAUCAUCACCACUUACCCACGCUUCCUCGUCGAAAACCCCGAGAAAACCCUCCGCGCGAAACUCCACUUCCUCAAACUAAACGGAGCUUCAAGCUCCGAGCUAACAGAGAUUGUCUCAAAAGUCCCCAAGAUCCUGGGGAGAAGAGGACACGUGUCCAUCACUAGCUACUUUGAUUACGUCAAAGAGAUUUUACAAGAUCAAGAUAUAAAACAGACGAACAGAACAAGGAAUGUUUCUGUUUUGAGAGAGCUUGGCGUGCCUCACAAGCUUUUGCUUAACUUGUUGAUCACGAAAGCUAAACCCGUUUGCGGGAAAGAGAGGUUUGAGGAGUCAGUGAAGAAGAUCAUAGCGAUGGGGUUUGAUCCAACGUCUAAAAAGUUUGUUAACGCUUUGUAUGUUUUCUACGAGCUGAGUGAGAAGACUAUAGAGGAGAAAGUGGGUGUUUACAAAAAGUUAGGGUUUUCUGUUGAUGAGGUUUGGGCCAUUUUCAAGAAAUGGCCUUACUUGUUGAAAUACUCUGAGAAGAAGAUAACUCAGACGUUCGAGACUUUGAGAGAGUGUGGUUUAACUGAAGAAGAGGUGCGUGUGGUAGUUAAGAAGUAUCCUGAAUGUGUAGGAACUUCUGAGGAGAAGAUUGUGAGUUCAGUUGAGACUUUUGUGAAGCUAGGGUUUACGGGAGAGGAGGCGUUGAUGAUUAUUAAGAGACAUCCUCAGUGUAUUGGAUUGGCUUCGGAUACGGUGAGGAGUAAGAUUGUGUUUCUUGUGGAGGAGAUGGGUUGGUCUUUGAAGGAUGUGGCUUCAACUCCUAUUGUGCUUGGAUGCAGCUUGGAGAAGUUUAUUUUGCCGAGAUGUAAUGUGAUUAGAGCUCUUAUCUCUAGAGGGUUGAUUGGUGAAGUGCCUGCGAUUUCGUCUACUUUGACGAGUCCUAAGCAGAGGUUUUUGAAGUAUUUUGUGGAGAGGCAUGAGGAGGUGUUGCCUGAGUUGAUCUCUAUCUUCAACGGAGAUCGCUUUACAGUAGCUUCGAGAAGCAAUCAUCAAGCAUUCAAGUGUAUUAUGUGACUUUUUGGUUGUAAAGAAAAC
Messenger RNA from Eruca vesicaria subsp. sativa (arugula), 1397 nucleotides. The record is from the annotation of a GenBank genome assembly. NCBI's taxonomy places the organism in Eukaryota, Viridiplantae, Streptophyta, Magnoliopsida, Brassicales, Brassicaceae.